AUGAAGUCCAUCCAACCACCAAAUCGAAUGCUCUUCUGCUUUUCAUUUCUGUUAAUAUUCAUCAGUACUGCGUUCUGUUCAAUGACUUUACGAGAACUGAAGACUAUUUGCCCGAACGAGAAGCCAAUCUGCACUGGGAAAGCUUUGAAAGGCGAUUGUUUCGGAUCGUCGUUGAGAGCAUCGGUCCUUCAAAAAGAAUGCAAAUGUUCUUGCGAUGCGGUGCACCAUGAUCGAAUUCAGAAAUGCUGUAAAACUGUCGGUGAACAGGAAAUGAAGUUCUGCUUGCCACUUUGCCGAUACAACACUACUAAUGAGGAGGUUUGUUCCUUGUAA
Messenger RNA from Cooperia oncophora, 333 nucleotides. The record is from the annotation of a GenBank genome assembly. Lineage: Eukaryota; Metazoa; Nematoda; Chromadorea; Rhabditida; Trichostrongylidae.